Messenger RNA from Cercocebus atys (sooty mangabey), 1583 nucleotides. RefSeq lists its product as uncharacterized. The record is from RefSeq and is a predicted model, not a curated record. NCBI's taxonomy places the organism in Eukaryota, Metazoa, Chordata, Mammalia, Primates, Cercopithecidae.
UGCCCCCAACUCCGCCAGAGCCCCAGUCCAGCCACAGAGUGGCUCAGCAAGGCCAUUAAGAGGGCUGCGGCCCUCCCUUCUCCCUUGCCCAUGCUCCUAGAGCUGCCUCUCGGGCAGGGCGGCACCACUGCAGGAGAGGAGCUUGGCCUCUGGGAGUCAGGCAGGAGGGGCCUGGCUAGCCAGUGCUUUCUCCACUGGGCAGGGAGCCCUGGACCCCCAGGUAUGAGGAGAGGAUGGGCUUAGGGUCCUGUUCCAGGUCCGUCCCCCACCUAGCAAGGCCCCAGGCAGAACUUGGAAUUCAGGCCGCCUGCAGGCCGAGGGGUUCCACAAGCAGGUGCUGCUCGCACAGGGAGUUCAGGCACCAGCCAAGCCCCUGUGCUUCUGUGGUAGGCCUGCUUCACUUAGGGAGCGCUGCCUCAAGGCAGAUAAAGCUCCCAUGUUUGCCCCGACACCCAUGGGGCCUCUCAAGAGAGAAACUCCCGUUCACCCCUUUCCCAGGGCACUCGCUCUCUAGGUGGCAUGCCAGCCCCCAAACACAGGUGGCUUUUGGGCCCACGUGGGUCAGCCUGCUGCCCCUGCCCUAUACCCUCUCAGGCCGUUGGGACCCCUGCCCUUCAGAUGUCCAAGGGUCUAGGAGUGGGGCCAGUCACCAUGGGAAGAGGCCAGGGGCUUGGCAGGAGAGGCGGCCCAUAGGACCCAGUCCUGAGUAGAGCAGGGCCAGGGAGGUGCCCACCCCACCCUGGCCAGCCGCCCUCUCUCUUGUUUCUUCUAUUUGUUCUUCUUUUCACCCACAGCCCUGUGUUCCUGUCAUCCCUCCUUUCAGCAAAAGUCCUGUUCCCCUUCCCUCUGUCCCCACCCACUCCUGUUCCCCAAGAAAAUAAGCUAUCAUUGUUGUAUUUGCAAUCUAUGGAUUAGAGGUUUAAGUAUUUAUUAUUAUUGGUUAAUUAUUAUUAAUUAUGUAAAUUUGCCUCCCGUCUGUCUGUUGCAUUGGGUUUCUGAGGAGGCCCUGGGUGAGGAGGAUGCACUGGCUCCCCGCUUCUCGCCCCCCACCCCUGUGCUGUCCAGGAGGCAGUGGUCUGGGGCCACUGGUUGGGCCCCCGUCCUCCCCUCCCCUUGUCCCUUCUCCAGGCUGUGUGUGGGGGGGUCCUGUCUGUCUCUGUCUCUGCUCCCACUCUUGAGGCACUGGUCACCCCAAAGUGAGCUGCCAGGGUGGGGAAGAAGGUCCUGUGUUGGCCACUGCCUCCUCCAGUGCUGUGGGAGGCAGGCUGGGGCCCCACCUGGUGGCUUUCUCCCCACUGGGCCCUGAGUCCUCUCCAAGCCUCUCUCCCACCCCUCUCACCCGGCCACUGCCUGGCAUUGGGAUCGCCCCACAAUGGACCCAGCCCCUCCUGUUAUUUGCUGGGAAGUCCAGCGGAGGAGAGGGUGCAGGUCCCCCGCCGAGCCUCCAGUCUCUGUGGACUGGGCUGCCGGCCCUUCCGCACCCCCUUAGAGCCCUUCCCGACGCGGCUGCACCUUCCGCUCCGCGCCCCUCCCUUUGUAUUUGGAGACAAUGUGUUGUAAUAAAGCUUAAAGUGGAUGUUUUC